Dioscorea cayenensis subsp. rotundata (Guinea yam) is the source of this 2177-nucleotide messenger RNA. RefSeq names its product BTB/POZ domain and ankyrin repeat-containing protein NPR5-like. The record is from RefSeq and is a predicted model, not a curated record. Gene Ontology annotation, biological process: plant organ development. Lineage: Eukaryota; Viridiplantae; Streptophyta; Magnoliopsida; Dioscoreales; Dioscoreaceae. Gene Ontology annotation, molecular function: protein binding.
GUGAAAGAGCACUUGGGAGAGAGUGGUUUCAGGAUGAGUGGCGGGCAAGACGAAACGCUGAGAUCGCUCUCACUUGACUACCUCAACCUUCUCAUCAACGGCGAGGCGUUCAGCGACGUGACCUUCAGUGUUGAAGGUCGGUUAGUCCACGCCCACCGCUGCAUCCUAGCCGCUCGAAGCCUCUUUUUCCGUAAAUUCUUUUGCGGCCCUGAACCACCACCAGGGCUUCCGUUUCUCGACCGCGGCGCUCACCGCUCUCCAUCGACCUCUCCGCGAGGUCGCACUAGCCCUGGCGCUGUCAUCCCGGUCAAUUCCGUCAGUUACGAGGUUUUCUUGCUGCUGCUCCAGUUUCUUUACAGCGGUCAAGUCUCGGUCGUGCCUCAGAAGCACGAGGCUCGCCCUAACUGCCCUGACCGCGGCUGCUGGCACACUCAUUGCACUGCCGCUGUCGAUCUCGCUCUCGACACUCUCUCCGCCGCCCGAUCCUUUGGUGUCGAGCAACUCGCUUUGCUCACCCAGAAACAGUUGGCUUCGAUGGUGGAGAAGGCGUCCAUCGAGGACGUGAUGAAGGUGUUAAUGGCGUCGCGCAAGCAAGACAUGCACCAACUCUGGACUACCUGCUCGCAUCUCGUUGCUAAAUCCGGCUUGCCGCCGGAAGUCCUCGCGAAGCAUCUCCCCAUCGACGUCGUCGCCAAGAUUGAAGAACUCCGGCUGAAAUCCUCCCUCGCUCGCCGCACCUCCACGUUCAUGCCUCACCCUCAUCACCCACCACCCCCCAUCGACGUCGUCGGCGCUGGCCCAGCUGAGCUUGAGGACCACCAGAAGAUCCGCCGCAUGCGCCGCGCUCUCGACUCCUCGGACGUCGAGCUCGUUAAGCUUAUGGUCAUGGGCGAAGGGCUCAACCUCGACGAUGCGCUAGCUCUCCACUACGCCGUUGAGAACUGCAGCCGUGAGGUCGUGAAAGCCUUGCUCGAGCUCGGAGCCGCCGAUGUCAACUGCCCCGCCGGCCCCGCCGGCAAAACCCCUCUUCACUUAGCCGCUGAGAUGGUCUGCCCCGACAUGGUCGCCGUUCUCCUCGACCAUCACGCCGACCCCAACAUCCGCACCGUCGACGGCGUUACCCCUCUCGACAUCCUCCGUAGCCUCACCUCAGAUUUCCUCUUUAAGGGCGCUGUUCCGGGGUUAUCCCACGUCGAGCCGAACAAGCUCCGGCUGUGCCUCGAGCUUGUUCAAUCCGCAGCUAUGGUUUUAUCAAGAGAAGAAGCUAGUGGUGGUGGAAGUGGUACUUAUCCUUCAAUGAAUCCAGAGUCUAGUACUUGCAACAAUGCGAACAGUAGUAGCAGUAGCAUGGUGAACCUCAGCUUGGAUUCAAGAAUGGUUUAUCUGAAUCUUGGAAUGGCUGCUGCUGCUCAAUUGGGGUGCAAAAUGAAUGAUGGUAAUGAUGAUGAUAGUAGCACCAACAGGUCUCAAGGAGGUGGUUCCAUUGGCCCUUCUUCCAUGUUUUCUCCCCAUGACUUCCCUUAGCUUGUAAGCUCCAUCAUCAACUGCUACAUAUAUAUAUAUAUAUAUUUUUAUAUAAUAUUUAUACCUCUCUACCUUAUAUUUCAACAAUGGGUGCAUGGGAGGAGGCAGCUGAGUUAACAGCAAGGCAAAGAGUGGAGGUGAUGAUUUCUACUUCUUUAAAUUCUUUCAACUAUUUCAAUUUGGUACUGUCAUUGGGUGUCUCUGUGAUUUUGUUCUUCUACAUUUCACUUUUGUUGGAGUAAUGAGGUGGUCAUGUCCGUCCACAUUGGAUUUCUUUUUUUCUUCUUCUUGUUUUAUUUGUUUACUUAGCUUUUUUUUGUUUCCUUCAUACUCUGCCUUCUUUGUAGUGUGGGUUUCUCUAUAUUGUGCGUUUUGGAUGAAUGGGGUGCACCAGCAUGUGAGGGAUUUGAAGGGGGAGACAAGGAGAAUCUAAGAGAUGAAUUAUCUUUGGAGAUAUGCAGGUCAAUCUUUCUCACUCUAUUUGGCCUGGCAAAACCCCUUUUUGCUUCUCCUCAUAUCUAUAUAUGUUAUAGACUUUUCUUAUGUUUAAGUGUCACUUAUCAAACGAGUUAUGGUCAUGGUCUCACCUCUCCAUUCCUGUCUCCUGACCUCUUGCAGUUAUCUAUAUAUGACGGGUUUAUCUUGCUCUUUUA